AUGAAGGAGGCUAUGAAGACUAAGCAGGCUCAACCUGAGGAUGUAAAUGACCUUGAAGAUGGUGUGGAAAUUCUAGUGGCUGAAGGCAAAAAGGAUCAUUUGAAGGAGAAUUUAACGGCUGAAAAGGACAAUGAAAAAACAAAGUCCGAUGAAGAUGUGGCAGUUAAUGACAAAACUGAAGUGGAAAACCAAAAGGAAGGCCACCAUUUCUUGCAGAUAGUCGAAAGAGAAGUUUCUAGAUUACAAGAACUGAUAAACAAUGCUGAAUAUGACCUAGAAACUUUCAGACAGCAGAUGAGUGAGGAGGUGCAAGGAAAGGUCCUUGCAGCAACAGGAAAGGGGCGCCUCCUCAUCUCGCAGAAGAUUGAGCAGUUCAGAGGGCUCUGCCAACAAAAUAUUGAUGGUCCUAAAGGAGAGGAGCCUGCUAUAAUAGCUGCAGAUCUGGCUGGCUUUUGGGACAUGGUUUCCAUUCAGGUGGGUAAUGUAUACCAACUUUUCGAAGAAAUUGGUGACCUGAAAAGUCAUGGAUGGAAACAUGAACUAGAUACAUGCGCAACUACCAAUGUCCCUAAAGGUCCUGCAAAGAGGAAACCAGUUCAAGUUAAGAAAGGACCUUCUAAACCUUGCACUGAGAAAACAAAAGCGCGAGAUGAGGCCCGCAAGAAACUACUGGAGGAGAGACGCAGGGCAAUGAAGGAGGCUAUGAAGACUAAGCAGGCUCAACCUGAGGAUGUAAAUGGUGGUAUAGAUUGUGAGGAAAUUCUUAUGGCAGAAGGCAAAAAGGACCAUUUGCAGGACAUAGGCCGAUGA
Messenger RNA from Macrobrachium nipponense, 810 nucleotides. Its product is annotated as disks large-associated protein 4-like. NCBI's taxonomy places the organism in Eukaryota, Metazoa, Arthropoda, Malacostraca, Decapoda, Palaemonidae. The transcript has a single exon. Gene Ontology annotation, biological process: signaling. Gene Ontology annotation, molecular function: molecular adaptor activity. The record is from RefSeq and is a predicted model, not a curated record. Gene Ontology annotation, cellular component: glutamatergic synapse; postsynaptic specialization. Bases 1 to 810 code for a protein of 269 amino acids.